AUGCACAUCCAAAAUCCAAACCAUGCACUAUACGCGGCGACCAAUGACGCCCUCAUGGGUUUGCCAGUGCGAACCAAAGCACCUCGAGUGCGUGCCUUUUCUCCAAAGGUCCGCACGGGAUGUAUAACGUGGUAUGUUGCUAAAUGUGACGAAGAGAAACCAACCUGCCGCCGAUGCAGGGAAAGUCAGGUCAAGUGCGAUGGAUACGCGCCUGUACCCGUCUCACAGAAGAAGCCAGCCUCCCAAAAGCAAACGGCUGCCAAGAAGAGAGCUAUCAAGCAGACACAAGAGAUGGUGCAACAUGUAGCCAGCCAGUCGCAACCACGUUUCAUCAUCCAAGGCAAUCGGCUCAACUUCGACAUUGACGGCGGCGUUUACGACCGCAUGUUCUUCCAUCAUUUCCGCGCCAUCACUAUAGUCGAUUUCGUCCACGUCAUCAAUCCUAGGGAUUUCUGGUCCCAGAGGGUGCUUCCAAUGUGUUAUAACGAUCCUGCUGUGCGCAAUACCGUCGUUGCGCUUGGCGCAGCUCACUAUCUCUAUCUUCAAAAGCUCCAAAGCUCUAAUUCUGGAGACACUAACGCGUCCAUGUCCCACUUCGAGUGUGUUGCGAUACAGUAUUACAACAAUGCCAUUGCAGAGUUAGUUAAGCUUAACAACGGCGACAAGUCAACAUGGGACACUCAGCUCAAGACCCUUACCUGCUGCCUACUAUUUAUCUGUCUUGAGAACAUUUUAGGCCGCUCUGAAGAAGGAAUUCGCCAUAUACAAGCUGGCGCCCGUCUCCUUAAAAAUUCCGACUUCUCGAUUGCCCCACAGAAUUUACAACAGCUUAUGCAAGAGAUUGCAACUGUCUUGCUUCACUUUUUCGUCGAUGUGGCCUAUCUCGAGGAAGAACACAACAUCCCCAAUAUGGUACCCUACGCCCUACCUACAACAGAGAUCGGCGAUGGGCUGGAGCCAUUUUCAAGUCUCCAAGAAGCCAAAGACACCAUAUGGGACCUAGAUGUCAAAAUGGCCUAUGUGGGAUCUGGCAAACCCGAUUCAGAUGAGGCACCCGACCCCGAGUGUUGUAUGCUCGACGUGGCCCCUUUCAUUGAGCCUUUUAAACGCUGGAAGAUCAAAUUCAACAAUCUUAUCUCGUCCCAAAUCGACUCUCCGAAUGUUCCCAUUGACGUCCAGCGGGAGACAGUGAACCUCAUGCUCCGCCGCUGCAUGUGGGACAUAAUGCUACUCCCAGAAGGCAAAAAUUCAGACGAAGAACUAGCGAAACUCAAUCAUGAACUGGUCGAUCUGGUGGAGCUCCUGUACAGCAUCGAGGCCUCCUCGAUCGGCCGGCCUAUUUUUGUAUUGGAAGGCGACACUAUUCCCGCACUGUACUUUUCCGGUUUAUUUUCGGAAGAUCCUGUCUUCGUCCAGCGCAUUACCACCCUCUUGCGUGAGUCUCCAAGACGCGAAGGUCUUUGGGAUAGCCGGCAAACGGCAGAUAAGCUGUCAGCUGAGUUCAGGAGUCUUGCUGCUUGUCCAUCAAAAAAUUGUUCAUUAAAGGCUUGCCCUUUCUAUAAGCGUUAUAUAAUCUACUUCACUUUAACUAGUAGUAGAUAG
Molecule: messenger RNA, 1602 nt
Organism: Bipolaris maydis ATCC 48331
Lineage: Eukaryota; Fungi; Ascomycota; Dothideomycetes; Pleosporales; Pleosporaceae
Biological process (GO): regulation of DNA-templated transcription
Molecular function (GO): DNA-binding transcription factor activity, RNA polymerase II-specific; zinc ion binding
Source: RefSeq, a predicted model, not a curated record